Molecule: messenger RNA, 4006 nt
Organism: Micropterus dolomieu (smallmouth bass)
Lineage: Eukaryota; Metazoa; Chordata; Actinopteri; Centrarchiformes; Centrarchidae
Exons: 10
Coding region: 839-2506 (555 amino acids)
Source: RefSeq, a predicted model, not a curated record
GUCAGAGAGCGCUGAACGGGGCUACGGCAUCAGUCCCGUGGUUCACGCGAACGGCAGCCGAGACCUACGGGCUCCGGCUGCCCUUUGAGGACGCCGUCGUCCACUGGAUGUACCUAGGUCACGGUGUGCUGCAGUACUCCAUAGAUAUAAACUUCACUUUAACCAUCGUGCCUUAGAGAGACUCCUACCACCACCACACAUCCGUCACGGCACGAGUAUUCAAUGCAUUCCCUCCAGAGAUCACGGCUCGGUGUUCAGAUGGAGGAAUCACCUUCAGCGUGGUCAGACCACCUCGAGCUGAAACUCUCGGCGUCGACCACGAACCUCUGACACCACAACAGGCGGCCCAAAGAGGGUACCACCUCCACAGUGACACCCACAGAACCACCCUGGAAGUCCCUUUGUUCUCCAUUGGAUACAUCUAUGAGGACAUCAAACUUUUAUGGAACAUUUAAGCUUCUUUUGAGAGACUCUGCAGGUCCAGGCGUCCACCUCUAAACGCUGCCUCUUCAAAACACAGGACAUGACGGUCUGUUCUGCAGACGGAACCAUGACAGUGGUGACUGGCCUACAGCGCAGCCUGAAAGAACCACUCUGCUGGACCCCACCUGUAGACCCAAACAGGCCGAUGGAUCCAGAGUCCUGUUUGAGUUCAAGCUGAACUCCUGUGGGACCAGAGCCAUGAUGUUUGUGCAAGGGAGGCAGAGGACAAGUAAAGCGGACGGUGAAGACGGAGUAUGAGGAGACACGUGAAGGUGUAGCACAGUUUCUAACGGAGGAUGUUUAACAGGUCGGUACGGACCUGGUUUAUGAGAACGAGAUUCUCCAUGACAGGCAGAUGAUCGCAGACGGACCGAACUUCAUCUCCAGAGAAUCUCAGUUCAAGUUGACAGUGAGGUGCUUAUAUCCCCUUAGUGGAAUCAACAGACUAUCUGCCAACAGUGUCUUCAGAUCAGGGACUCCUGGAUUUGGUUCAGUCGACGUCUUCAAGAACCUUAAAGAUUCAGCCAAAGACUGCUCACAUCAGGUUUCUGGAUAUGCCGCCAACACCCCGACUGACCAGGUGCACCAAACCCCAGCGCCAGGGGGAGUCCUGCCUUACUCCGGUAUCAGGCCUCAGCUCAAACCUGGACCCAGCCUCAUCACAGUACCAGGAAGAUGCAUCAAACUACUCUACUCCUCCCAAAAUCUCCAAACUUUUCCAAACCUCAAUCUCUUGCCUCUUCCUGAGCUUCCACCCAUCGGUACCCACCAAGUCCCUCUGCAGGUUUCAUCUAAUCCUGGUCUUCUCCUGUCCCAGACACAGGACCAACAUGUAUUCAGAUCUCCCACUGGGGACCAUCUCCUCAACUUACCUCCCAGAUAUGACCAGUUACCAGUCAACAGCAUCCAGCUGACAAACCUGAACACACCAAGUUUAAAGUUUGUAGAAGAGAGACGGGAAAAUUCGGGACUAACUGAUGAAAACCCAGGCUCGAGUUCUUCCAGCAGGAUAGUUGAUGAACAGUUAGAAACUAACUGGGGAAGCUCCAGUCGGACCCGUACACUUGAAGGUCCGAACAGUGAUAACGUUUGGUACUCUGGCUUAACAUGGGACCAGCCCACUCUAAGCCAAAAUGGUAUCAUUACACCAGAUCAAGACCUGCAGAGUCUUAAAGUCUAUCUUUCUCCUGGCAUGAAAGAACUGACCCAGCAGCAUGAGGCCAGUCUGGAUUUGAGCCAUUAUGGGUCCUCAGGUGUUGGGAUGGAAAUGGCCAGUACUGAGAUACCUGGAUACCAGCCUCAAAGUCCACAUGGUCCUUCUCAAACCUCUCACCUAGUCCUUCAACCACCAGCUCACUACAACCCCGUCCACAUUGGCAGCAGUGAACAAGUCCUGCCUCGCAGUGACAAAAAACCUGUCCCUGCUACCAAACACAUCACAGCCAAAACUUCUGACUCGUCUGGAUACACACAAGGGUCUGUGAGCCCUGAUCCAACGGCCACUGCAACCAGCCCAGUUGACCAAAACCCGGGAAGACCAGGGUCCAUUGAAAGGAGGAACAUUGAGACAGUUCAGUCCAGGGUGCAGAACAUCAGAGUCAAACCUCAAGGUAAAUUUGUUUCUUCUGGACAUCUCGAGACACCUUUUACCCAGCAAGGACUCCAGCCGAGACUGGUCCAUCAGUCCCCGAACCAGCAGGACACCAGCUUAGACUGGUCCAGUCAGUGGCUGAGACAGGAAACAAUGGAGGACAGGAAUCUGUUUCCACCUGGAGAAACUCCAUUCAUCCAGCAGGCACAUCUCUCAUCAGAGACAGACUUGCUCCUGGUCUCCCAGGAAGACUUCACACCCGUGACAAACCCAAACUGCAAAACCUCCAGAACCCCACCACUCAGUCUGACCGCAGAGGAGGAACCAGCAGGAACACCUACCUCAGCUUCAGUCCACAGCAGAUCCCCAACAGUCCUGACAACGUCAGAGAACACCAACCAAACGGUCCCACUGCAGGGGGAGCUGGGUUAACUGGUGCUCACACAGACUCUAUUGGUUCCGGUGGUUCAGGCUCAGACCUGAGGAUCCACACCAGAUCGGACAGCGGUGGUUGGUAUGGAGCCAGCGUUCACCAAGGCAUCAUGAGAGGUCUACGGAUCAGCUGAUGAAGAACAGAACCUCCAGAGACCUGGUCUGCACACUCUGAUUCUGAAUAAAGCUUCAGUUUGACACUGUUUCCGCUCACAUUCCUGUUGGAUCCCCGGCCCCCAGCCCGGCCUCUGAGGGACCUGGGUCCUGGUUUAGAAUCAGUCUAGGGACCUGGUGUCACCGUGUGACAUCAGGGCUCCGGGGUCAGUGUAAAUGUUCUUAUCGAUGUAAAAGGGAACCCAAAGUCCAGGCCCAGUUUCAGCAGCAGGCGUAACAAACUGGGAACAGCUGAUCAGGAUCAGCUCUGAGUACGUUGAGCCUGAUGGAAAAAGCCUCAUCAAUGGAGCUCCGACACUAAGAUUCACCAUGGCAACCAAAGAGGGCACUUCAGAAGACUGAAAGUGACAAACAGGGGAUUGUAUGGGGUUUAUUACGUAUCCAAAGAUUGCUCAUUCAUCCUUUAGCAGACUGGACUUUGCUUAAUGACUGAUUUUCAAUAGGAAGGCUGUAUUUAAAAACUGAAGCCAAAUACUUUGUUUGAAUUCCAGCCAGAAUAUGAGCUCCAUUUUUCAACUAAACUGGAAUAAAAGAGAGAUUUAGGCGUAAACGUCGCUAACAAAGCUGUAUGACUUAAAGUUUAACCAACUGAGUCAGAAAUAAGUGAGAAACAGUUCAAUGAGUGGGACAAGCUACUCAAGAUUUAUUUGGCACGGGGGGGAAACAAAGGAUAAAAUUUCAAAGUCUCCACCGGGGCGGGGGGGUAUUAUAUUUCAGCCCUCAUUUUGUUUUGUUGGUGCAACUGUGACUCAGGCAAGAUGGAAAGAAACUGAGUGUCAGGGGAUCUUCCUACUCGGGUUAGGAGAUUACAGAUUAUUAUUAAGUUACUUAGAAGCUUCAUGGAAACAAGGCGAGGCGUUGUUGGUAAAAAUGGCCUAUUUGAGGAGAUAAAGAUCCUGAGAUGGUUUUCGUAUGACCUCGACUUUACUCCAAGUAAAUCAGAUACUGGCUCUAAGAGAUUCAGAGGUCUGUGAACAGCUUUGAAGUACUGAAGAGACAGCGUGGUUUAAACAAUGGGUUUCUACAUUCGACGUCUGCUGAUGUUAAAACAAAAUACCUGUUUGCAUUACUGAGCGUAGCAGCUAGGAAAGCAAUUACAAAGGAAUGGCUCAGGCCAAACGGCCCAUCUCCAGAGCACUGCUGCGAUACCGAGAUCUCUGAGAUCUCUGAGAUGGAAAGAAUCACUUUCUCUGUCAGGCUACAGAAAACUUAAAGGAGGAAAUUUGGGAAAAGUGGAAAACGUUCAUUGUCCCUAAGCGCCCUCCUUUCUUUCUGUCAUUUUAUAUAGAAAUAAAUAUUUUCUUUCGCUCCCUGAGCAAAUGUGGA